Molecule: messenger RNA, 3488 nt
Organism: Oncorhynchus keta (chum salmon)
Lineage: Eukaryota; Metazoa; Chordata; Actinopteri; Salmoniformes; Salmonidae
Product: transcription initiation factor TFIID subunit 4
Exons: 6
Coding region: 202-723 (173 amino acids)
Biological process (GO): transcription initiation at RNA polymerase II promoter
Cellular component (GO): transcription factor TFIID complex
Molecular function (GO): protein heterodimerization activity; DNA binding; RNA polymerase II general transcription initiation factor activity
Source: RefSeq, a predicted model, not a curated record
CAGGGAUGAUGAUGACAUUAACGAUGUGGCGUCCAUGGCGGGGGUGAACCUGAAUGAAGAGAGCGCUCGUAUCCUGGCAACCAACUCUGAGCUGGUGGGGACACACAUCCGCUCCUGUAAAGAUGAGGCCUUCCUUCACCCGGCCUGUUACACAGACGCAUCCUGGAGACAGCUAAGAAGUUUGGCGUGUCAGAGGUUCCUAUGGAGGCUGUGAACUUCAUCUCCCACGCUACCCAGUCCCGACUCCGCACUGUGCUGGAGAAGGUCUCCUCCAUCGCACAGCACAGGAUGGACGGUGGUAAAGAUGAGGAGUGGUUUGAGCAGUCGGCAGACGUGCGGUCGCAACUAAAGUUCUUUGAGCAGCUGGAGAGGAUAGAGAAGCAGAGGAAGGAUGAACAGGAGAGAGAGAUCCUACUCAAAGCAGCUAAAAUGCAGCAACAGGAAAUGGCCCUGGUGAGGCAACGAGACGCGAACCUGACCGCGCUAGCUGCCAUCGGACCUCGGAAGAAACGCAAGGUGGACUCGCCAGGGGCCACGCCGUCAGGGACCGAGGUAUCAGGCAGCUCAGUGGGGUCGCCGGGCGCCUCCUCCUCCCCCUCCACGUCGUCACAGCGGCAACGUCAACGCAUCACCCGCGUCAACCUCAGGGACUUCAUCUUCUACAUGGAGCAGGAGAGAGAGACAGCCCACUCACUUCUGCUCUACCGGGCUCUGCUCAAGUAGCACCCUCUCCCUCCCAGCACCCUCCUCUCUCUUCCUUACCAUCUCCUUCUACCCCUGCAACGUGCCUUCAAUCGGGUCAGAUGUUUCAGCUCAGUGUUUGUUGUGAUAUUGAUAUUAACGUAGCUUUUGAUAUAAAGGCGAGAGAAAAAACUCACUAAAAUAUAUUGUAUGUGUCUUUAUCUGUUUUAGUUUCAUGAUAAAUACACUGAGUACCAAACAUUAAGAACACCUUCCUAAUAUUUCCCUUUUGCCUUUUGCCCCCAGAACAGCCUCAGUUCAGACUCUACAAGUUGAUGAAAGUGUUCCACAGGGAUGCUGGCCCAUGUUGACUCCAAUGCUUCCCACAGUUGUCAAGUUGGCUGGAUGUCCUUUGGGUGGUGGACCAUUCUUUAUACACACAGGAAACUGUUGAGCGUGAAAAACCCAGCAGUGGUGCAGUUCUUGACACAAACCGCUGCGCCUGGCACCUACUGCCAUACCCCAUUCAAAGGCAUUUACAUCUUUUGUCUUGAUCAUUCACCCUCUGAAUGGCACACAUAUGCAAUCCAUGUCUCAGAAAUCCUUCUUUAACCUGUCUCCUCCCCUUCAUCUACACUGAUUAAAGUGGAUUUAACAGGUGACAUCAAUAAGGGAUCAUAGCUUUCACCUGCAGUCUCCUGGUCAGUCUAUGUCAUGGAAAGAGUAGGUGUCCUUAAUGUUUUGUACACUCAGUGUAUAUGUAUUUAGUGUUGACUUUAAGGCCAUGGUGAUGCAAACUCCUUGGGUAUUAUUGGGACUGGGUUUUUAAGGAGAAAUGGGUUUUUGUGUCUAAGGACCUGAGCCAGUACUUUUUCCAUGUCAGUUGUAAAUUUGAUGUCCCAGGCGAAAUACUGAAUGAACCAUCUCAAAGUGAUUUUCUUAAAAAAAAAUCAUAUUCUGAACUUAAUACAGCCUACAGUAUUCUCUAGAAUUUAUUUGUUGAACAAAGUUCAGUGAAUAUGGUCACACAAAACUAACAAGUCAUAGAGUGGUCUGAUUCUUUAUACCAGAAACUUACCAGAGCAGCUUUUUGGAAAGUUUAUAUUCAGACAAUGGAUUACAGCAUAACAGAAAUCAAGCUCUUUAAAUGUAAAUAGUCAUUUUGAAUACUUUUAAAUAGCAUGUAUGAUAUUUUUACCACAUGUAAUGUUAAUUACUCAGUACUGAGAUUUUCUGUAAAAUCAUGUGCAUUGAAAUUUGUUAUGAUUAGAAUGUUAUUUUGUUUGGAUCCCCAUUAUCUGACGCCAUGACGACAGCUAGUCUACCUGGGGUCCGACACAAAAUGAAAAAGACAUUACAGACAAAAAUAGUUUGUAAUUUACAUACAGUACAAUUAAAAACCAUGAACAAAUGGAAAAUACCUGAAAGGUAACAUUUAACUGUCAAUAAGCAAAUUGUAUUCUUUGUAUUCUUUCACUUUAUAAACUUUAUUUCAAUACAAUGCAGAAAGUCUUAUCCAAUCCAACAGGUCAAUAAUAUAACAAUGGUCAGAGUUACCACAGUCCACCAAUAUGGUGGAUUCUGGCCAGUCACCCUCAUUGAGCAAGGCACAGUAGUCUCUCUCUGUACCCACAUUUACGGAGAGAUAAUUUUUUUCUAGAUGUCCCUGUAGAAUUUAGAUGUUGGCCAUCUGUCUCGUUGUUUGUGCCCAUUUCCACAAUACUUUAGGUUGUCUGAAGAACCUAUUCUGUGAAGCCAGGCCCAUACCCUCAGCAGACGCCCAGAGUGCAGUAAGGUCGUUCGACAAGCAGCUCCCAUCUUAGGGUUUCCUCUGUUUCACUUCAAGACUAUUAACAAAACAUAUCAGACGUGUGAGCAGCUGGACAGUUGUUGAAGUACAGUUUUGAGAAUUAUUCCUUUAAGCCUAAUAUUGACAUUGCAAUGUUUUUAGAGUUGUAUGUUUUUAUGUUCUCUCUAGAACAAGAGAUGGCAGGUGACUGCCUCUCUGUCAGUAGCUAUAGAUCCUUGUCAUUAGGGUCCAACUCUGCAAGGCCUCAGUGUUGUCACCUGUUUCUGACCAUCCUCUUAUUAACAUGGCCUUUCUCUUAUUGGUUAGUUUUGAAUAGCCUCUAUGCAGCUUGUCUUGUGUCGCUUUGUCAUUUAUUUGUUGAAUGGGCAAAAUUUUAAAUGAAUGUUCAUUGAAGUUCUUUCUAACAGCACUAUUAUAUACAGUUUUUUAUUACUUAUACAAUGAGAAAAAAACAGAACGCUGUGUUACCAAUGUAUAGAAAGAAAUAGUUCCUGUUUCUUAAGCAUCAAACAGUAUUGUCAGUUGGUGUUGAAAGGGAAAUGUAUUUUUUAACUAUUUAUAUAUUUUUCUUUUUAGUUAUUUUUUCAUUGGAAUUUCAUUCGCCACAUUUUAGGCAAUGCCAUUUUAUCUCACAAGUACUUAUAGUUGAAAAAAUGUAAAUGUAAAAGCACAAAAAUACCUAUUUGUUCAGUGGUUAUUAAUAUUUUAAUAAUUAUUUGUAUGAUUUCUGAUAAAUUAACAGGAGAACAUUUCUACUACUUCAGCUUUUUAGCCAAAAUAUAAGGAUUACUGAUGUACCCAGUUGGAAGAUGUUUUAAUGUAUGGAUAAUUUGUAAAUAUUGUUUACAGGACCAUGUGUUUAUUAGGACUAUGUUAUUUUUGGUAAACUCUGUACAUAUCCUGAAAAUGUCCUGUUUGUGUGAAAAACAUACUUCUGUAUUUGUACCUAUUUUGUAAAGGAAUAAAUAAACUGUUUACUAAACUAAGCAGACACAUA